Staurois parvus is the source of this 391-nucleotide messenger RNA. Lineage: Eukaryota; Metazoa; Chordata; Amphibia; Anura; Ranidae. The record is from the annotation of a GenBank genome assembly.
GUCCGGUGGUGAUCGGACACAGCGGAUCACCGAUCAAUGGAAAGAGCCAAAGACAUCGGCUCUGUCAUGUGAUCAGCUGUGUCCAAUCACAGCUGAUAACAUGACAGUGAUGAUCAGUGUGCCCUGAUGAUCAGUGUAGCCCCAGCAGUGCCUCCUGUCAGUGUCCAUCAAUGCUAGCUGUCAGUGCUCAUCAAUGCCACCUGCCAGUGCCCAUCAGUGCCACAUCAAUGACACAUAUCAGUGACUACCAGUGCACAGCAAUGCCUUUCAGUGCCAGUCAGUGCCACCUAUCAAUGCCAGUCAGUGUCACCUAUCAGUGCUGUCUAUCAGUGUGCAUCAGUGCCACCUAUCAGUGCCCAUCAGUGCUGCCUAUUAGUGCCGCAUAACAGUG